ACUAUAAGGUCGUAUUAUUAUCCAUUUAUCGCCUUCUUUCAUCGCGAUGUUGUCGUUUACUGUUAAACGUUCAGCUAAAUGUUUUUUUCAACAAAAAAAUUGCCUAUCAUCUUUCAACGUUAUUUAUGAAAAUUAUGGUGAUCCGAGAAAGGUAUUAGUUGGACGUGAAAGAGAAAUACAACCAUUGAAAGAUGGUCAGGUUUUGCUAAAAUUCCUUGCCUCCUCAGUCAAUCCAGCAGAUAUUAAUCAAAUUCAAGGGGUUUAUCCGAUAAAACCCUCAAUGCCAGCAGUAGGUGGGAACGAGGGGGUUGCUACAGUUAUUGAAACCAAAAGUCAAAAUUUAAAAGUUGGCGAUUGGGUAAUUCCAGCUUUAGCAGGCUCAGGUACUUGGCGUUCUCAUGCUGUCUUCAAUGAGAAAGACGCUAUUAAAAUAGAUAAUAGCCUACCUUUGGAAUCAGCUGCAACUUUAUCUGUAAAUCCAUGUACGGCUUAUAGGAUGUUGAUGGACUUUGAACGCAUUGAUGAGGGAGAUGUAGUUCUACAGAACGGUGCAAAUAGUGCUGUCGGUCAGGCGGUUAUACAAAUAGCGACAGAUUUAAGGAUCAAGACCGUAAAUGUAAUUCGAGAUCGACCGCGUGUUGAAAAUUUAAAAAGAUUUCUAUUUGAUAUGGGUGCUGAUUAUGUGCUAACAGAGGAAGAAUGCAAAACGCAAUUAUCGGACAUCUUACGAAAGGAAAGUGCGCCAAAAUUAGCCCUCAACUGUGUAGGCGGAAUGAGCGCUACUAAUUUUCUUAAAUAUAUAAGACCGAAAGGAACUAUGGUUACAUAUGGUUGUAUGUCGAAAAUACCAUUCAAGGCUAGCGCUGCCUCUUUAAUUUUUGCUGAUAUUACCUUCAAAGGAUUUUGGAUGUCUAGAUGGAAUGACGAAAAUAAUCAAUCAGCCGAACGAUAUCGCACAUUAGACUAUCUCUCUUCUCUUAUAAAAAAGAAUAAACUUAAGUGUCCACCUGUUUCUAAAGUACCUUUGGAAAAAUUUCCGGAAGCUAUCGAAAAUGCAAUGACAGAAUUUACGACGCAUAAACAACUAUUAGUUUAG
Messenger RNA from Dimorphilus gyrociliatus, 1096 nucleotides. The record is from the annotation of a GenBank genome assembly. NCBI's taxonomy places the organism in Eukaryota, Metazoa, Annelida, Polychaeta, Dinophilidae.